CUAUCCGUAGCUGCUAGAAGGACAGGGAAAAAUGGCUGAUGCCAUAGCUGAUACGAGAAGGCUCUUCACCAAGCCUCAAAACUUAAAUGACGCGUAUGGACCCCCCAGUAAUUUUCUAGAGAUUGAUGUGAGCAACCCUGAGACCGUCGGGGUUGGCAGAGGCAGAUAUACCACGUAUGAAGUCAGACUGAAGACCAACCUGCCCAUCUUCAAGCUGAAGGAGUCUUGUGUACGGAGGCGAUACAGUGACUUUGAGUGGCUUAGAGCGGAGCUGGAGAGAGAAAGCAAGGUGGUUGUUCCGCCUCUCCCUGGAAAAGCUCUUUUCCGACAGCUUCCAUUUAGAGGGGACGAUGGCAUAUUUGAUGACUCUUUCAUCGAGGAGCGGAGGCAGGGUCUGGAGCAGUUUCUCAACAAAGUCGCCGGCCAUCCUUUAGCACAGAAUGAACGCUGCCUGCACAUGUUUCUACAGGAGGAGUCUGUGGACAAGAACUACACCCCAUCCAAAGUCAGACAAGCCUGAAAAGAAAGGAUGGCUCUGCUUGGCCAGGUCGGGCUUGGCCAUGCUCAGUCUUGUCUUGCUUGACCCAAAAACCCAAAGCUAUCUUCACACCUCCAGGUUUCUCUCAAACAAUAAAACUUUUCAGUGACAAUUUCUCCCUCUUCACACACUCUGAAAUUAUAUAUGUUGCUGCCCCUUUUAGUUAAAUUAGUUACUCUGAUUGAUGUUUUUCAUCUUCUAAUUAGUCAAGAAUGUUCUUCACACAGCUGUGGUUGAAAGUAAUUUAUCAUUAUUUCUCUUUAUGUCUGGAAAUGCCACUAACAUGGAUAUAUUAAGUAUUUAUCAUUUAGCUAUGCCCUGAAUAUAUUCAUUUAUAUAGUAAUAUUGAAUGAGCCUUUUAUGUCUGCGAAGCUCUUGUAAAUGACCCACAGUGUUCUCAUCCAGCACAGGCAUGUUGCUUACCAUAACUAGCAACUAAGCACACACAUUUGAUGGGCCUUCACUUUAAAUCCACACUUUGUUAUUGUCUUAAAAAGCAUGUGUGAGUAUCUCAACCAGCACCUGCCCAGUUAUCACAAUGUUUUCUAUAGCAAGCAAUUUACACAGAGGAAACUGCAGUAUUUCUACUGGCUAUAUGCAUUUUGAGAUUUGUAUACUGCUGUGCCAUUUUUGUUUAUUUUGAAGAUUUUCCAAUAAAACAAGUAAAAUGUC
Messenger RNA from Melanotaenia boesemani (Boeseman's rainbowfish), 1210 nucleotides. RefSeq names its product sorting nexin 3 (gene snx3). Gene Ontology annotation, molecular function: phosphatidylinositol-3-phosphate binding. Gene Ontology annotation, cellular component: early endosome membrane; retromer complex. The record is from RefSeq and is a predicted model, not a curated record. Lineage: Eukaryota; Metazoa; Chordata; Actinopteri; Atheriniformes; Melanotaeniidae. The transcript has 4 exons. Gene Ontology annotation, biological process: late endosome to Golgi transport; endocytic recycling. Bases 32 to 520 code for a protein of 162 amino acids.